AUGAAAUAUUAUUCCAAGUGUGUAUAUGCAGCAAUUACUCGUACUGCUAAUUCAGAUAUAAAAAGUCCAACGAAUGAUGAAUUAUUUGAUAUGCAAACUAAAACAGUAAUUGAUUAUUUACGUGGCAAACAUGACAAAUGUUGGCCUGAGGUUUGCUGGAUUGUAGAAAAUCCAGAUUUUGAACUAGGUACGCCUAAUUUAAUUACUUAUAGUAAUAUACAAUGCAAAGAUUUAGAAGAAUUUUUGCGAAAAAUUAUGAAAUUACUAAAUCAGCAAAGUCUUAUAACAACGAUUAGAACUAGUGUUAAUGAGGCUAUUAAUCAGUUGAAAUUAAAUUAUACUGAUAAAAAAACAGACUAUCCAAAGUCUUUUGCAGCUCGCCAUGUAUUAGCAGUAUUACAUAAUAAUGUUGGCCUAGUAGAGAUUCAAAUAGUUCAACAAGGUUUAGAAACUAUGCAAUUUCAUCCUUCUUUUGCAACAAAGAUACCUAAUUUCAAGACUAUUAUUAAGUGUGAUGGUUGCCAAUCUUUUCCUAUACGAUAUUCUAAUGAUUCAAAAAAUAGAAUGUUAGAUGCAAUUGUUAGUGAAGUGUUUAACUUUACAGAAUUCAGACCAAAGCAACGAGAAAGUAUUGAUAGUUUUACUGCAGGAAAUGAUAUUUUGUGUAUUUUACCUACUGGCAGAGGAAAGACCUUUAUUUAUGCUUCUUCAGCUUUACUAUUUACGGUGUUAACUGUAGUUUUUACUCCAUUAAAGGCAUUAAUAGAAGAUCAACUAGUAAAUAUGGGUAUCGCAUCAGCUAUGUUAUACGCAUCUUCUGAACAGCCACCUGAUGAUCAAGAAGCAAUUUUUUCUGAAAUUGCAUCUGGAUUUACACAAAUACUACUAGUAACUCCAAAGAAAUAUAUAAAAAAUCUAGCAUUUGCUCGUAUGUUACAAAAAAUUGCAUGUAAUUAA
Messenger RNA from Racocetra fulgida, 957 nucleotides. The record is from the annotation of a GenBank genome assembly. NCBI's taxonomy places the organism in Eukaryota, Fungi, Glomeromycota, Glomeromycetes, Diversisporales, Gigasporaceae.